Salpingoeca rosetta is the source of this 2289-nucleotide messenger RNA. RefSeq lists its product as uncharacterized. Lineage: Eukaryota; Choanoflagellata; Craspedida; Salpingoecidae. The transcript has 16 exons. The record is from RefSeq and is a predicted model, not a curated record. Gene Ontology annotation, biological process: ribosomal large subunit biogenesis; protein import into nucleus. Bases 110 to 2038 code for a protein of 642 amino acids.
GAGCAAAAGCAGGAUUUUGUGCUGUCGCACCACCAAAUUCAACCCACGAGGAACACGCUGCUGCACAUGCGCACACACUUCACCACAUUUGACAGCCACAAACAGCAGCAUGCCGCGACACAGGCGCAACAACAAAGGGAAGAAGAAGAAGGGAGGUGGCAAGGCCUCGUCACAGCAGCAGCAGCAGCAACAACAGCAACAGCAGAGGAGAGAUCAGGAGCAGCAAAAAGCGGGUCAGAAGAACAACGCCGAUGCAGUGAAGAACGCUGUCGCGCCUCUGCUGGUGCAGUUGGCAGAUGAGGCCGCUGCAGCGCGGCACCUCGCCUGUAACAGUCUCGCACACAUCACUGCCGAUCCCGCAGCACAUGCACCACUGCUGGAAAUGGGCAUUGUGGAGCCGCUUCGAGCAGCGCUCAACGACUCGGAGAACCUCCCCGUACAGGCAGAAGCCGCCGGCUGCUUCAGGAAUCUCGCCACAAGCAGCGAUGACAGCAUUCUGGGGCACGUCUUUGACGAUGCCACACAACACACCCUCAGCACCGUGUUUGCAAAACGUGUGUCGGAGAUUGAGCAGACAGUUGCGGAGGCCGACGAUGAGCACAAACUUCACUUCUUUGAUGUCUUGGAACAGCUCUGCAAAAUCUUCAGCCUCCUGUGCGAAACGAAUCCCAUGAUGGUUGAGGCCAUCACAGCGGCACCUGACAUGCUUGCCAACAUGGUGGCGUGCAUGCGGCCCAGUCUCCUUCCACUUCCCCUCUGCAUCAACGCAGCAUCGUCCCUGCUGGUCAUCUCCGAGGACAACGCGGCGUUUUCAGAGUGGUUGGUGGGAAACACGCAAGCACAGCAGCAUCUCGUGUCGCUUGUUGCGGCCACCGCCACAGAACCUUUCACUGCAGAGCUGCGCCUAUCAGCGGCAGGCGUACUUGCUAAUGCGCGCGCCACGGACAACGAGGAGACGCUUGGCGCUGUUGUUGCGUGUGCCGGCACCGUCUUGGACGAAGACACACGCGCGGCGCUCACCGCCCUCGUUCCCGUUCUGCCGCAGGCUCGACAGGCCGAACAGAACAACUUUGUCGCAGACGAAAGCGUUCAACUUGCUGCUGUCAAGAGCAACAUCCGCGCACAGCGCCUCGCCUUGGAAAUCCUGACCAACAUGCUGUGCCUCUCCUCGCCAGAUGAGGAGUGGACGGUGAUUGACGAGGAUGCAGAUGACGAUGAUGCUGCGAUGGCGAUGAUGGAGGAGGAGGAACAACAGCAGCACGGCAGCAUGGACGCAGAGGCCGCUGCGCGCAUGGAGAUGCUCUUUGCACACAUGGACCAACAUGCCAUCUUCAGCAAGGUGCUGGCGCGGUGCCAACCGCUUGAUGCCACCACCCACUCCUGCUUCACCAAGCUCGGCGAUUGGGGCCAAUUGCAGCUCAACCAGUUCCACAUGCUGCUGCAAGCUGCAGUGAACAUGAUCAACAACAUCACGUCGGCUGGGGAGCGUGGCGUGCGCUGCUUCGGUGAUCUCGGCGCCCUCUGGCUUGCGUGUUUCUCCCUCUUCCAACACUCAAACAAGGACAUUGUCCAGAGCGCAACAACGGCGGCGUGGUCUGUGCUGCGAACUGCACUCACCAGUGAUGAAAUCCGCCAGGGCAUGCAAAUUCCGCGGGAGCACCUUGAAAUUGUGUUUCUGGUUGCCUCUGACUCGUCGUCGCCAGAGGAGGCGCGCACGGCGUGUGUUGGCGUGCUCGCGUGUGUUUCGCAGCUGCCGGCAAACAAGCAAGACCUCGUGGACCUGGGCAAGGCAAUCGCACACGCCGCAGCCACCGACCCGUCUCCCUGGGUGCGCAUGGAGGCGAUCAAUGGAGUCUUCGAUGCGUUUGCAGAGGCCGACGUCAACCAAGAGUACAUCGCAUCUGGCCUGGCGGAGACGGUGCCCAAGCUCUUGGCAAACACGCGCGUUGAGCGUGGCAUGCCACCGGACCUCAAGGCGCGCGUGUCUGAGACGCGCUUGAACCUCAAGCGCUUCAUCGAGUACAAAAAUGCACAGUAACACACGCACAUGCGCACUAGACCUCGCACCAUUCCUCUCCACCUCUGUGUCUCUUCCAGUCUCUCUCUCUCUCUCUGACUCUGGCACAUCCCCCCCCCCCUGGUGGCUUGGGUUGUGCUUGAUCGUGUAUUGGUCAACUGAAGCUUGAAACUUGCCUCGACGCACAGCCAAUGGGAAAUCCACGCAGUGUACACGCAGACGCACGUACAGACGCACCGGAUACUUGCAGAUACACGCAGAUACAGGGGCGA